GGCCCAAUAUAAAGGAAUAGAAUCCUAUAUUAAAUUUGUCUCCCCAAAGUUUCUAUAGGCCGGUUGUCGACAUAAGAGUAGAGAGAGUAAAACAACUUAACAAUGGCUUCUCUCUCUCCUAAGUUCUUCAUGACUUCUACUAUCAUCUCCUCUCGUAGAGAAGAUGAAAAUGUGAAGAAAUCUUUAAGCCCUAGACGAAAUACAAUCGAUCAAAUAACACAUUCUAUGCACCCUGAAAAGAUAGAGAUAUUCAAAUCCUUGGAAAAUUGGGCAGAACACAACAUUUUGACACAUUUAAAGCCUGUUGAGAAAUGUUGGCAGCCUCAAGAUUUUCUUCCUGAUCCGAAUAAUUCAGAUGAUUUUUAUGAUCAAAUCAAAGAGCUUCGAGCGAGGGCGAAGGAGAUUCCAGAUGACUAUUAUGUUGUAUUGGUAGGAGAUAUGAUCACUGAAGAAGCUCUUCCAACUUAUCAGUCAAUGCUUAAUAGUUUUGAUGGAGUUUCAGAUGAGACGGGCGCGAGUCCAUCUCCAUGGGCUUCUUGGACCAGAGCAUGGACUGCUGAAGAAAAUAGACAUGGUGAUCUUCUUAAUAAGUACCUUUAUCUCUCUGGUCGUGUUGACAUGAAAGUCGUCGAGAAAACAAUCCAGUAUUUGAUUGGGGCUGGAAUGUAUGUUGGGCUUGAAAACAAUCCAUACAUGGGAUUCAUAUACACAACAUUUCAAGAAAGGGCGACCUUCAUUUCGCAUGGCAACACAGCAAGGCUUGCCAAACAGCACGGUGAUCUGAAGCUAGCGCAAAUCUGUGGCAUUAUUGCUGCAGAUGAGAAACGCCACGAAUCAGCGUACGCCAAAAUAGUGGAAAAGCUCUUUGAAAUCGAUCCAGAUACAACCAUUCUUGCUUUCGCGGACAUGAUGAGGAAGACGAUAACAAUGCCAGCUCACCUAAUGUAUGAUGGCCGUGAUGACAAUCUGUUUGAUCAUUUUUCUGCUGUUGCUCAACGGCUUCAAAUUUAUACAACAACUGAUUAUGUUGAUAUUAUGGAGCUUUUGGUAAGGCGUUGGGCAGUUGAGAAGCUCACUGGGCUCUCGCCAGAGGGGCGAAAAGCUCAGGACUAUUUGUGUAAUUUACCUUCAAGGUUUAGAAGACUAGAGGAGAGGACUCGAAAGAGGGCUAAAGAAGGGUGUUCUAUUUCUUUGAGUUGGAUCUUUGAUAGGCAAGUCAAGCUUUGACUUCUGAGUUCUUAUGGCCCAUUUGAUAGACCGUAAAAAUAAAUGCAAUAAAGUGCGUUAUGGUAAUUGUAAAUUUGUAAUAAAAAUAGGUUUAUCUCAAUGAUUAUUCAUAGUCCUUGUGAGUUGUGAGUUGUGAGUUGUGAGUUGUGAGUUGUGAGUUGUGAGUUGUGAGUUGUGAGUUGUGAGGUUCCCCUGUAUGUCCUUUCGGGAAAAUUGUCUAUUGACUAAUAAAAUGCAUUGAUCUUUGCCUUCAAAAGAAAAA
Molecule: messenger RNA, 1489 nt
Organism: Spinacia oleracea (spinach)
Lineage: Eukaryota; Viridiplantae; Streptophyta; Magnoliopsida; Caryophyllales; Amaranthaceae
Product: stearoyl-[acyl-carrier-protein] 9-desaturase, chloroplastic
Exons: 3
Coding region: 103-1227 (374 amino acids)
Biological process (GO): fatty acid biosynthetic process
Cellular component (GO): chloroplast stroma
Molecular function (GO): stearoyl-[ACP] desaturase activity
Source: RefSeq, a predicted model, not a curated record